Molecule: messenger RNA, 4406 nt
Organism: Toxorhynchites rutilus septentrionalis
Lineage: Eukaryota; Metazoa; Arthropoda; Insecta; Diptera; Culicidae
Gene: PRAS40
Exons: 5
Coding region: 630-2201 (523 amino acids)
Biological process (GO): neurotrophin TRK receptor signaling pathway; negative regulation of protein kinase activity; negative regulation of TOR signaling
Cellular component (GO): cytoplasm
Source: RefSeq, a predicted model, not a curated record
UAAAACUGUAAAGUCUAUAAACCGAUGUAGUUUCGAUUGGAACAUAUGAUUCCAAUAAGAAUUUUUAGUUGCACAAAAUAUCCAACUACUUACUCACCGUGCACUACACACACUGACUAGACUGCUACUUGCGGCGAGUUUGGAUUAGUGCCGAUCACAGCAGCAGCAGCAGGGCAAAGAGAAACAAAAGUCACCAGAGCUUCAGUGAACAGCGAGCUGGUUUACUGUCGGCAGGCUGUUCUGCGUUAGUUAAAACGGUUCGAAGUGGUGUGGUUCCAUAUUUGUUCAGACAGCCGAAUAGAUGAUUAGCUUGGCGGAGAAUAUUGGAUUGUACUUUUUCUUUUACUGAAAAAAAUACAUUAUACUGUACCGGGCUUUUGUGCAGCAGUGCUAUUGAAUGAAGAAGCGAGAGUUUGCUGUUGGUGGAAAGUAGUGGUGCGGCAUCGAAUUUGAUAUACAGAGAUUGGAAUUGGAAUAGAAGCAGAACAGGUAGAGAAUAGAGGGAAUAGUCCUGAAAUCAAGCAGCGAUAUAGAUGUGCUAUUGAUAAUACUAUCAUCGAGAAUAAAUAAGUGCCCAUCGCGAAGAAACGGAGUCGUUGAAAGCACGGGAGUAAUAUUUGUCAGUGAAAAUGUCGAUCAGGUGCAAAUGUCUGAAUAUUGUGGUAACGCUGGUGGGAUCGGACAACGAAUCCCAUCCGCACUUUGAUCUGGAUGCUUACCUCAGCCGCCAGAAGCGGCCGCAGCAGGAAUCGGCUACUACGGCCUCAGUAACAAGAGCGACGACACCCAGUGACGACCAUUUUCUAUUUUUCAAAGAGGCCCUCGGUCCAGUCCAGUGCUCCGCCAUCGAGAUCCAGUUCGAUGGCCUUUUACAGAAAGUGCGCGUCUUCGAGGAAUGGGACCUGAGCCAGUGCCGGAACUGUGCGUGCUGCGUGUACGCUCGGAAUGUAACGGACACAACCACUACCACCUCCACCACUACCUGUUUAGUCAAUGCUACUCUGCUGACGAACCAGGACCAACUCAACGCCCGCAUGGCCGACAAAGAUUACUCCCCUGCAUUCGGUAUUCUGUUGGACCCAUCCACUCUGACCUACAGUGAUCUGGCCGAAAGGAAUAAGAUGCUCGGCAAGAGCGACAACCGGUUCGUGAAUGUGGUACGUGCCUACAUGGAACGAGAGACGGAAGCUUCGAACGAACGGAUCCAUCGUUUCACUGAGCAGGAGUUUGCGGGCCUCAAAGUGAAGCGGGAACGCGCCGAACAGGACUGUCAUAUUCUAACUAAACUAGCAAGAAACGUACCUGACCUACUAGCGAACAGUAGCGGCAAGAACAGCACCAAGAGUGCGGAGAACUCCGUCCGGCAGUCGACGGUAAAGGCGUCGUCGGUCCAAGCGUCGGACAGCAUGAGUCCAAUGGCGCCUCCUGGGACAAAACCCAGCCGAAUGAUCAAUCUGAAUGACUCUAGCGGCAGUCAGCUGGAGACACCACCUCCCACGCCCGAAUAUCUGCCAAUGUCCACCGGUAAUAGUCCACCGAUGAGUGCCGCUUCGAGUGCUCAUGGUCGACGGCAGACGACCACCCCAUCGUCUUCCUCCUCAAUGUCAGCCGCCGACCAAUCCUCGUCCUCGUCGCCGGUUGCGAAAGCAGCAGUCGCUACCGGCGCGCGCAUCACACCCAGAGCAAACCAUAGCUACUCGAACGGUAGCAACAAUAAUAAUAACGCUAGUUUUAACAAUACCCGAGGUGCCAUCAAUAGACAACCGCCAACAACAACAGCACACCAACAUUCCAGUACAAAUGCGAUCAUGAUGCAACGGAUGGCCCAAAGCUCGUUCGAGUCGGAGUGCAUGUUCGACAUCGAUGGUAUGGAAAACGAUAAAUCGCCGCCAUCGAACACGCCUUCGGAUGAGGAGGAACUAGGAUUCGAUGAAUCAAUCAGCAAUAACAAUGACGACGGUAUGUAUAUCCCACCGCGUCAGUAUGGCCGCCAAAUUAGCUCGAUUGCGAAGAGUCUUCCGAUCUCAAUGCCCCAGGCAAUGGCGCAGUUCCGGACGAACGAGGAGGAUUUUGACGAGUUGACCGAAGACAACGUGGAUAUCGCCGCCAGUAUUAAGGCACUCGCGAAGAGUGUCCAUGGGGAUACAGUUUUUGGCGAUCUGCCACGGCCUCAGGUUCAACGAUUCAGCACACAGAUUUAAGUGCACUCUCCCCAAAAGAAAGAGAAAACAAAAGAGAGAAAAGAACGCGGUGGAGAAAAGGAAGCGGAAAACUUGUCGAGACAACAACGAUCAAUGGCUUUUAUUUGACCACAAACAAGUUGUCGUUCCUUCCUGCCCGUUUCUACUGUUAGUUAUAAUAAUGUUCAUUUAUUUUUAUUAUUUCUCUGAGGAUGAUACAGCCUCGAGCGGAUGGCUGUUAAGAUGGUUGAAUUAGUUUUGUAGUUACAUGCAUAUAUUUUUCUUAUAUUCGUAUAACCAAUGCUGCAACCCGUUCACAAUCACGUCAAGUUUCAGUUCUAUAUCAUCGGUUGGUUGGAAUGAGUUUCCGAAAUUUCAGACAGCAGAGACAUCAUCAUUAUUAAAUCAAGAGCAGAUUGUGCCGAAGAGGACGACUUCCUAUGGGAGCAGAUUUUUGUUUUAACCCAUUUUAGGCCAAGCGUUCGAAAAAUCGAACAGCAACUUUGAUAAUUUUUCAUGUCUUUGGACAGGAACCUUAUGGUAAUGUUUUUGCACCAAAAGAUAGCUUAAUUUAUUAGCUACCACUUAUAUCGAUUUCAUACAAUUUUGAGUAACUUUUUUGGAUAAUAAAUUCGAUUUAAAGCAAGUAUGUUUGGAAGGUGUUUUCAAUUUCCAUUAAAAACCCCAAUAAAAUACAAAAAUAUGUGAAUUUUUCUACAGUACUGCUCUGAUAAAAGAACAUACAUUGUGAUAUAGAGCGAAAAUCAUUCGAUUGAGCCGCAUACAGGAAAAUAACAGCCGGGGAAAUUUAGUGUUCGAAAAAUCGAACGUUGGCCAUAACGAACAUUUUUUUUUCUGCUGAAUCAACACCAACACAUCUAACAUCCGCUGCGCAUUUUGAUUUGUUUACUUUAGAAGACGGAAGGUUUUUCAUUUCUUUUUGCAUUUUAAGUUGUGAAUGUUUGCAAAUAUCGAUUAAUUUAGCAAAUAUUAUCGAAAAUCUGUAUGAUUUUUUGUCCGUAACAACAUUAGGUGAUGGCGGCCCGUAGAAUUUCUUUUGUGGAGGAGCUGGAGUAAAUGAUCAAUACGUGCAACGAGGAUCCUAAUGAGAUUGUUUGGGUGAAUAUUCUUCCGCCGGACCGAAUAAUAACCUCCCAACCCUCUAUGCCAUUGUUUUUAGCAGUACUCUGGUACUUUGCAGGUUUUGGAAAAUGUUCGAUUUUUUCGGGAAAUGGAUAAUUGGAGAGACUAGUUUUUAAGCAUUGACAUUUCUCCACAGUUAACAAUAAAAAUAACACAGCAUAUGCUUUCGUUUGAAAGAAAAAGCCUGUCAGUAAUAAGUUAAAAUUUCAUGAAAUAAGAAAUGCCACAUCUCACCUUAGGUGGAUUAAUUUGGAUUUAUACUUAGAGACCUCCAUUCUCCCGUUCUUGUUCUUCCGGGAAUCCAAAAUUGAUGCAUUUAUGAAUAACGUAUAUUUGCUAAUUGAAGUGACUUUUAGUUUGCAGUAUGUUUGUACUUGCAAAAAAAAUGCGGGUUUCGGCCAAUGUUCGAUUUUUCGAACAGUCAUUUCCCGGAAAAUGGAAGAAGGGAAAAACAUAAUUCUUGAACAUUGGAGUUCCUUUAGCGAUAAUAAUCGAAAAUACAACAAUGGCUUUCGUCAAAAAAAUAAUUUUUACAGCUUGGUCGUUAAUGGGUUAAGUUAAUGUUUUUUUUCGGAUGAAUCACGAGUAUGAUUUGAGCGAAAUUAUCAACCCAAUCGAAUGUUGAAUUUUUUUUGUUGCGUUUUGUGUUCGCAGAAGAGAACACUACCGGCUUCUCAAUCGGGCAUUUUUCUUUUUGUCGCUCGCUAAUAUUAAGUUUUUUUUGUAUCAAACUUUUUUUUCGCUGUUACGACAAAUACGGAUACUUAAGGAAAAUAAAAGAGGAAGCAUAGGUAAACUGGCAAGUUAAUCUCUUGGGAUUUUCUUGUCCUUUGAAAAACUUUGAAAGGCUGGUUAAGGAGUUGAGAUGACGAAACAAAGAUUUUGUGUAACUUUGUGGCUUUUUUGGCAAACGAAAACGCUGAUUAACUCGUUAGAGAUUAUCUGAUAGGCUGAAAAUAAGUGCAUAACAAGUAGGUAUAUGAUUAAGAUCAACGCUUGAAAACUAGGUUUGAUAGCGAGAGAAUACUUCAGAUAGAAUGUGUAAUUAUUGUCUUUUUAAAAGCUUUUCAUAUAUAUUUCAAA